Messenger RNA from Glycine soja, 1074 nucleotides. Its product is annotated as (+)-neomenthol dehydrogenase-like. The transcript is spliced from 5 exons. Lineage: Eukaryota; Viridiplantae; Streptophyta; Magnoliopsida; Fabales; Fabaceae. The record is from RefSeq and is a predicted model, not a curated record. Gene Ontology annotation, molecular function: oxidoreductase activity, acting on the CH-OH group of donors, NAD or NADP as acceptor. The coding region runs from base 1 to 900 and encodes 299 amino acids. Gene Ontology annotation, cellular component: membrane.
AUGAGAAGGUUUAUUACUUCUGAGCUAUCUUUCAGGUAUGCUGUUGUGACAGGAGCAAAUAAAGGGAUUGGUUUUGGGAUGUGUAAGAAAUUGGCUUCAAGUGGGAUUGUGGUGGUGCUAACAGCUAGAGAUGAGAAGAAUGGCUUCAAAGCUGUUGAAAAAUUGAAAGAGUUUGGUCUCUCGGACCUUCUGGUUUUUCAUCAGCUUGAUGUGGAUGACCCUGCUAGUGUUUCUGCCUUAGCUGAUUUCAUCAAAACCGAAUUCGGGAAACUUGAUAUCUUGGUAAAUAAUGCAGCUGUUACUGGAGGCAAAUUAUUAGAUGCUGAUGCUUUCCUUAGAAAGAGAAACGGCGAACAAAUUGAUUGGAAUGAAGUAGGAUAUGAAACUUAUGAGUUAGCUGAACAAUGUGUGGAAACAAACUUCUAUGGUGUGAAAAGGGUAACUGAAGCCCUACUUCCCCUUCUCCAGCUAUCCACUUCUCCAAGAAUUGUAAAUAUCUCCUCCAGAGCAGGGCUCUUCAAGAAUAUACCAAAUGAGUGGGCUAGAACAAUGUUGAGUGACAUUGAAAAUCUUACAAGAGAAAAAAUAGAUGGGGUACUUGAAGAGUUUCAGAAAGAUUUCAAAGAGGGGUCAUUGGAGAUCAAAGGUUGGCCAGCUUUUGCUUCUGCUUAUACAAUGUCAAAAGCAGCUUUGAAUGCAUACACAAGGAUUAUGGCCAAGAAAUACCCUCGUUUUCACAUAAACUCUGUGUGCCCUGGCUUUGUCAAGACUGAUAUGAACAACAACACUGGACAAUUAAGCAUUGAUGAAGGGGCUGAAACUCCUGUAUUGUUGGCACUGUUGCCAAAUGGUGGUCCUUCUGGCUGUUUCUUUCAUCAGGGUGAAGUAAUACCCUUUUGAUAAUUGAAUAUCCAUUUCUUUAGCUAAAAAUUCUGAUUAAGUAGCUAGUUAUGAAAACAUUAAAUUCUAUCUAUCUAUAUCUAUAUCUAUAUCUAUAUCUCUAUAUAUAUAUAAUAAGACUAUUUUCUACACCAAAUUUAUGUAGGUUCUGUUUCUGCUAGCAAGUUUGUGGCA